CCCAGAAUGGAGAAGAUGGUGAUGAAGGUUUUGAUUAUGUUUGUCCUUGGAACGAACUACUGGUUCCACUACUGUGCAGGUUUUCCCGUAUAUGACUAUGACCCGUCUUCCUUGAAGGAAGCUGUCAGCGCCUCCGUGGCAAAAGUGAAUUCCCAGUCGCUGAGCCCCUAUCUGUUUCGGGCAUUCAGAAGCUCAAUUAGAAGAGUCAACAUCCUGGAUGAGGACAGCUUGACCAUGGACAUAGAGUUUGGCAUCCGAGAGACAACGUGCAGGAGGGGUUCUGGGGAAGACCCCGCCACCUGUGACUUCCAGAGGGGCUACUACAUGCCAGCAGCUGUUUGCAGAAGCACCGUGCGGGUGUCUGCUGAGCAGGUGCAGGACGUGUGGGUUCGCUGCCACUGGUCCUCCAGCUCCGAGUCUAACAGCAGUGAAGAGAUGGUUUUGGGGGAUAUCUUGGGAUCCUCUACAUCAAGAAACAAUUAUCUGCUUGGUCUCACUCCUGACAUAUCAAGAAGUGAGCCAUUUUAUGAACGGUCACUUAAGAUCAUGAGAAGGGGCUUUCCUCCCGGAAAUAGAAGGAACCUGAACCUGUGGCCCAGAGCAAGAAUAAACACUGGCUUUGAGUGA
Messenger RNA from Mesoplodon densirostris (Blainville's beaked whale), 627 nucleotides. RefSeq names its product secreted phosphoprotein 2 (gene SPP2). Bases 7 to 627 code for a protein of 206 amino acids. NCBI's taxonomy places the organism in Eukaryota, Metazoa, Chordata, Mammalia, Artiodactyla, Ziphiidae. Gene Ontology annotation, biological process: bone remodeling. The transcript has 7 exons. The record is from RefSeq and is a predicted model, not a curated record. Gene Ontology annotation, cellular component: extracellular region.